This is a messenger RNA of Trachymyrmex septentrionalis, 4166 nucleotides long. It is a transcript of the gene stj, whose product is annotated as voltage-dependent calcium channel subunit alpha-2/delta-3. Lineage: Eukaryota; Metazoa; Arthropoda; Insecta; Hymenoptera; Formicidae. Gene Ontology annotation, cellular component: voltage-gated calcium channel complex. The transcript is spliced from 19 exons. The record is from RefSeq and is a predicted model, not a curated record. The coding region runs from base 234 to 3956 and encodes 1240 amino acids. Gene Ontology annotation, molecular function: voltage-gated calcium channel activity.
GCGCAAGCCUGGUCGGAAAAUCGAUAAACCUGAAAAGCAUUUAUAGGCCCCGCGUGAGUCGCCACCAAGUUAGUGAGUGCGCAUACGACGACGGCGACGAUCGACGUCGAGCAGAACGAUCGUAGUUAUUCUUAAUGUGAAACUCGAGCCUUAAUUUUAUUUACCGUGUCCUCGCGCACGAACAAUCCCUCCUAAAGCAGAUCAAGGCAGCCAGCAGGUGAUCAGGGAAAGUUAUGAGGUCCUGCUUUAUACCUGUCAUCGUCGUUCUGAUCCUGACCGAGAUACCCGAUCGAAGCGACAGCAUUUCCCAUAAUAUAGUGAAAGGAUGGGCGUACAAACUGGGUUUCGAGCUGUCACAAUUGGGCAAAUUCGUGACGAAGGUGGAGAAGUUCAAAGACAGCUACAAGACGGCGGAUAUCACGCCACGUGACGGAAACGCUCUCGUUCACGAGAUUGCUAAAGACAUUAAGACUAUGAUGGAGUCCAAGAUCUCGGCUAUUAGAAGGAUAAUGGAUGUGGCAGAAAUGUCGGCGUAUUCAUCAUCCGAUGAGGACCCGCCGAAAUCCUUCGAGUUUAUCGACGCAAAGAACAAUAGUAUCAACCUUGAAUAUAGUCCUCACUUCGGUGGUGACGUGAAUCUCAAUAUGUCAGCGGUGCACGUACCCACGAAUGUGUAUGAUCGCGCUUCGAAUGUCAUCCGAGCAAUUAAGUGGUCCGAGGAACUCGAUCGUAUUUUCAUCAGUAAUUAUGAGCAUGAUCCAUCAUUGUCCUGGCAAUACUUCGGCAGCGCGACUGGUUUCAUGCGUCAAUACCCUGCCACGAAUUGGUACAUAGAGUCAGUGGAUCUAUUCGACUGCAGGACGAGGAGCUGGUACAUUGAAGCGGCCACCAGUCCAAAGGAUAUUCUUAUUCUGAUGGACACGUCCGGUAGCAUGACUGGUAUACGACGAGAGAUCGCUAAGCACGUUAUAAAUAAUAUCCUUGAUACCCUUGGUAACAAUGACUUUGUCAAUAUCAUUACAUUCUCUAACGAAACUAAAGAGGUAGUAUCGUGCUUUGAUGGCACCCUGGUCCAGGCAAAUCUGGCAAACAUACGCGAGCUGAAGAGAGCCAUUUCGAAUCUCAAUACAGAGAGGAUCGCCAACUUUUCUCUGGCUUUGACGACUGCUUUUGAGUUACUCGAAACAUUCCGCAACGAGCGGGAAGGUGCAAGAUGCAAUCAGGCAAUUAUGUUAAUCACCGACGGUGUACCAUACAAUUACAAGGAUAUUUUUGAGGCAUACAACUGGAAGGAUAAUCCAGACGAGCCGUUGAAGGCCGAUAUGCCUGUUAGAGUAUUUACCUAUCUAAUCGGUCGAGAGGUUGCAGAUGUGCGGGAAGUGCAAUGGAUGGCUUGCGCCAAUAGAGGGUACUAUGUACAUUUGUGUACGCCGGCGGAAGUCAGAGAAGAGGUAUUGAAGUAUGUGCCGGUGAUGGCGAGGCCCUUAGUGCUAGGUCGCGCGGUUCAUCCUACUAUCUGGACACCCGUUUAUGCCGACGUGACUGAUCCAAAAAUGACCGAUUGGUUGUGGGAGCAGCGCGAAAAUGACGAACAGGAAAAGCGCUUCUUGCACUACCAAAGAAAUAAGAAGUUUCUCAACUCAGAAGAACAGGAUCGGCGAUAUGUGAGCAAUCAGAAAUGGCGGUAUGAUCAGUUCGAUCAAACCGAAGAACUGCAGGAAUACAAGCUAAUGACCUCGGUCAGCAUGCCAGUGUUUGAUCGACGUGAUAACGCGAACAUCACAAGGCAGGUGCUGGUGAAUGAAGCAUACUGGGUGACUGAAACAAGAGAGACAAUGAUCGCCAAUCUACUCGGUGUUGCCGGCACGGACGUACCAAUCGACGAAAUUGAGAAAUAUAUGAUUCCACAUAUGCUCGGCGUCAACGGUUACGCUUUCAUUGUGACCAACAAUGGUUUCAUCCUGAUUCAUCCUGAUCUUCGACCAGUGUUUCAGGGUAUCUUAAAGCCGGCAUAUAAUAGCGUCGAUAUGGCGGAAGUUGAACUAAUGGAUCACGAUAUGGGCCCCAGAGAAUUUGACGAAGGAAUCAUUAUGCUUCGCAACAAUGUGGUGAAUCAGAUGAAUGGUAGCGCGACGCUUUAUACAAAAUAUCAUUAUGAUAACAUGAAACGUGUCGGCAGAGUAAAGAGAAAAUACGAUUACGCGGGAAUAAUGGACACUCCAUUUACGGUAGUAGUCAGUUUGCCUGAACACGAUCAUACUGGAAAUUAUCGCGUGCACGCUACCGAGGAGAUACAUCGAUCUCACGCUAAAGGGAAAAACGUGACAGAUUAUUUCGCGGGUAGUAACUGGCGGGUGCAUCCCCAUUGGCUAUAUUGCAAGUAUCAUUACGAGGGUGAACAUAGGUUCAAUUCCUCGGAAUCACAGCUCCUACAUUUUCUGGAGCGUACCCGCCUACCAGGCUGGAAGUGGAUCGACAUGAAGCAACGAUCCAAACCGCCAGAACACUCCGCUACGAGUUCCAAUCACAGCUCUAAUCCUAAGCCCUACAAGGCCGAGAACAAGAAUUCAUACUUUUGUGACAGGAAUCUACUGCUCAGUCUAGUAUACGAUGCUAAGGUAACCGAGUGGUUUGCCCAGCAAAUCCCACCAAAUCCCAGCACCAAGGAAUCAGGACCUUUAGCUAGGCUGAUGAAUCAGAUGACCAGGAAGCAGUUCAAACAACGCUUUGGGGUAGUCCUGGCAUUUAUGGCUACACAUAACGGAUUGACCAGAUGGCAAGACUUUCUUCGAGUAGAUGAGAAUAUGUCGCUACCGGAGAAUCAUUUCAGUAAAUUGUAUCCUCGUGCUAUCGACGAAGUGUGGUAUAAACGAGCGGUCGAGCAGUACUACAUAAAUGAGGACAGUUUCGUUUUUUCUGUACCGCUCGAAAAGAAGGGUGCCAACAACUCUACUUUAGUCACUGCCAGUCGUGCUGUAUUUAUUGAAAACGCGAAGGGAAAGGCGCCGGCCAUGGUGGUCGGCUUUCAAUUCCAGCACACUGCCUUGCAAGCGCUUUUCCAGAACAUAACAUUUAACUGCGAUGGUAAUUGCCAUAAACACUGCGGCGACAAAGUCUGGGAAUGUUAUCUCAUUGACAAUAACGGCUACAUAAUCGCCGCCGAGGACGAGACAAAUGCUGGUAAAUUUUUUGGUGAUGUCAAAGGUCCGAUAAUGAGCAGCUUAGUCAAGGAUGGUGUCUUCGAGAAGAUAAGGAUCUUUGAUUAUCAAGCGGUUUGCUUCAAAAGUUCACAAACCAACAACGCCGGCAAUAUUCUUCUUACUCCAUGGAAGCAUUUGCAAACAGCACUGUCGUGGAUGAUCAGUCAAGCUGCUUGGGCUUGGGCAAGAACGGGCAUAUUGGAUUAUGAAAACGCGGAAGCAUAUAGCUAUGUUAGCGAUGAUGAAUCAGCCGUUCACAGUGAUGAUCACGAGAGUGAAGAGAAACUUCCGCCAAUCACUGACAGAGACGAUAGAUUAAACUUUGAUCAAGAUGUUGUGAUCAAUCGUACACGCCCGGAAGUGUGCGAUCAAGAGAUAUACUUGUACCUGCGAAACACUUCGUUUGACUCAUACGACAUGGACAUGGAUUGCGAGCAUAGAUGGUACAUGGUACAGUCAGUGGCUUAUAGCAAUAUGCUGUUGGUGGUGGUGGAUACCAAUUGUGGAGACACGACGUCGCCGAAAUUGGAGGUCAAGAGCGAGGAGGUGAUCUACGAGAAUAAUACGCUGGUUUGUCAGAAGGCACUCACUGGUCUCAAGCGAAAACGGCCACAGUCUUGUAUACGUUCGAAUCCUCGCGAGAGCGACAUCAAGGAUCAGUGCGGUUUGGCGACAAGCGCCAAGACGAACUUGUUCCUCUUGAUGUUGCUGCUGAUAUGCGUACUGGCCGAAAAGAGCACCUUCUUCUUUGAUUAAAAUCGACCUGAUUUUGUAAUUAACAAUUGGUGUCAAACUAAUCAACAAUGAAAUGAUAUGCCGCGAAUUGAAACUUUCGCCUGAUGGAGCGUACUGUGUGGACAUUUGUACAUCCAGUUGUCUUGUCCGACGAUCAGGAUUGUUACAUAGCACAUAUUUAAACUAUUUUCUAUUUAUUUGUUAAUUUCUGUAAUUAAUGAAUUUUUUCUG